AUUAAGACGACAAUAGAAGAAGCUCAUGAUUUAAGUGCCAUGACUGUUGAGAUGCUGCAAGGGAAGCUUCUUACACAUGAAAUGGCCAUGAAAAAUUAUGAGAGUGAUGAUGAUUCUCGGAAGAAGAAAUCUAUAGCUUUCAAAAGCUCCUCCAAAGAUGAAAGUGACAGUGAUGAAGAGGAUGAUGAAGAAUUUAUAAUGCUUGCUCAAAAGUUUAAGAGUUUCCUAAGGAAAGACAAGCUAAAGAAUCAAGGACAACAAAAGAAAAACUACAAAAGUAGUAAAGGAAAGGGAGAAAGUAGUAAAAAGGAUGAGAUUAUCUGCUACAAAUACAAGAAGGCUGGUCAUAUUAAAUCUGAGUGUCCAAACAAUGAUGAAAUGAGUCUAAAAGCCAUAAAAAAAAAAGAAGGCAAUGGUUGCCACAUGGAGCUGCAAUAAGGACUCAUCUUAUAGUAAAGAAGUAAGUGACAUGGAAGCUCAUGUUUGUCUCAUGAAAAUGAUGACACAGAUGAGGUAAAUGCCAUUUCUUCUUCUACUUUUGAUCAUGCUAGUGAUGAUGAAAUGCCAUAUGAAGAUUUGCAAGAUGCAUUUAGUGAAUUAUAUGAGCAUACUAAACAAAUUAGUGCAAA
Messenger RNA from Rubroshorea leprosula, 629 nucleotides. The record is from the annotation of a GenBank genome assembly. Lineage: Eukaryota; Viridiplantae; Streptophyta; Magnoliopsida; Malvales; Dipterocarpaceae.